This is a messenger RNA of Torulaspora delbrueckii, 939 nucleotides long. RefSeq names its product Pdp3p (gene PDP3). NCBI's taxonomy places the organism in Eukaryota, Fungi, Ascomycota, Saccharomycetes, Saccharomycetales, Saccharomycetaceae. Bases 1 to 939 code for a protein of 312 amino acids. The record is from RefSeq and is a predicted model, not a curated record. The transcript has a single exon.
AUGGCGAAAGGCCUUAAAACUGGUGAUCUAGUUUUGUGUAAAGUGGGUUCCUUCCCACCUUGGCCAGCAGUCGUAUACCCCCAGAGACUACUCCGAAAGGAUGUGUACCGUAAGAGAAGGCCAAAUUGCGUUGCCGUGUGUUUUUUCAACGAUCCUACGUAUUAUUGGGAACAACCACAUAGGUUAACAACAUUGGAAUCAUCAGUUAUUGAAACGUUCCUGUCGCAAAAUGGGAGAGGCAAGAGUCAGCAGGAUCUGGUGGAAGCUUAUCGACAGGCGCAAGAUUUCGGGAGUUUGAACGAUUUCAUAGUGAAUCGAGCCAUGGAAGAAGAUAGGAUGGACGAGUUAAAGCGUGGGAUGGGUAAAGAACAUAUCGAAUCCGGCGAGGAUCCGUUUCAAAGCAAAGAUAUUACGAAAAAGGUUAAAUCUACUCCCUCACCGUCUUCAUCAGCUUCACCGACUUUAAAAAGCAGACGCAAGCGUUUGCGAGAUAGUGAGGACGGUAACAUACAUGAAGAUAGUGAUGAGGAUAAAGCAACACGAAAGGCACAUUAUAAACGGAAGCAGGCCCAUGUAGAUGGCCAUCGAGAUAAAAAUCACGGACUGGAUCCAUCUCGAAAGAUCGAAAUAUCGUUAUUAUUCAGAAGGAAGCUACAAAAGAACCUAGUACAGCGUGAAGACCUUCCCACGGACGCAGAGAUAGCAGAGUCCCACAAGAUGUUAAGUAGGAUUCUCGAAAACCUGGAUAACGACCCGCCAUACUUUGACAUUGAAGCACUACGACAAAGCAAACUCCACAAGCUACUGAAGGUCAUAGUCAAUGAUCCAGACCUAGAAGAGUUUCACCCUGCAUCAAAACAGAUUCUCGUGAACUGGUCUGAUUAUAUAGCCGAAUUGAAGGCAGAAAAGGCUUUGCAAGAAGGCCAGGAUAUCAACUAG